This is a messenger RNA of Oncorhynchus masou masou (cherry salmon), 2401 nucleotides long. RefSeq names its product fibroblast growth factor receptor homolog 1-like. Gene Ontology annotation, cellular component: signaling receptor complex; plasma membrane. Bases 1 to 972 code for a protein of 323 amino acids. The record is from RefSeq and is a predicted model, not a curated record. The transcript is spliced from 9 exons. Gene Ontology annotation, biological process: multicellular organism development; positive regulation of kinase activity; protein phosphorylation. NCBI's taxonomy places the organism in Eukaryota, Metazoa, Chordata, Actinopteri, Salmoniformes, Salmonidae. Gene Ontology annotation, molecular function: transmembrane receptor protein tyrosine kinase activity; growth factor binding; ATP binding.
AUGGUAGUACGUGUGGACUUAAUUUCCCAGGUUUCCUGCUUCAACACGUCUGGGCUAGGUCUACAGCAUAUCAUCAAAGCAGGGAAGGAAGGGGUGUACUACAAGGCUAAGGUGAUACGUGGCACCUGCAAGGGCCACUUCAUUGUCACCUGCAAGAUUAUCAAAGAGGGGGCUACUCACAGGAGGGUAGCCAGAGUGGUGAGCAUCAUGAGGAAGCUAGGUAUCCACAAGAACGUGCUGCAGCUGCUAGACUGGAACAUCACACAGGCUCCUUACAUGCUGAUCCUAGAGUCGGUGAGCAGUGGGACACUGCGCAGUUUCCUUCAAGUGAAUCAAGACCAACUGAGCAGGGACAGUCAACUGCAACAUUUCUUCACCACAGCAGCAUAUCACAUUGCCCAUGCCAUGAUACACCUGUGCUCUAAAAUGGUGGUGCACUGUGACCUAGCCCUGAGGAACAUUAUGGUGAACCAUUUUCCCAGAGAGGUGAAGCUGGCAGAGUUUGGACUGGCCCAAGACCUGACUCACAAAAGGAGCCAUCGCAGCAGCUGCAAAGUGGACCACAUGCAAAGUGUGCCCCUGCGUUGGUAUCCCCCAGAGUACUUCAGAAACAACUACUACAGCUUCAAAGGGGAUGUCUGGGCAUUUGGCAUUGUGCUGUGGGAGAUGCAAACAUUUGGGACCUUACCAUAUCCUAACCUGGAGGCUCCAGAGUUGGUGGUGCGCUAUGUUUGCUCUGGACAAAGGAACUCAGUCCCAGAGACAUGUAGGCCAGAGAUACUGCAGACGAUUAGGGACUGUUGGCUGGAGAAAAACACCCAAAGGCCCUCCUUCAACGACAUAGUCAGAGACCUCGAGAACAUCCUGGAGGAUGAUAAAGAUUACGUCAAAGUGGACAACAGAGUCCCAAUGGCCAAUAUUGAAUUUGGCGACCAAGGUCAAAUCUUGCCCACUCUCCUUCACGGGGACUAAAUGUGUGUAAGUUACUUCAAGUAGCAUAACAUGUUUGGAUGUGCAUGUUUGCAAAAUCAUUGUUUUCCUUUACUUAGGAUAGUAGGCAGUGGUGUAAAGUACUUAAGUAAAAAUACCUUAAGUGCUACUUAAGUAGUUUUUUGGGGUAUCUGUACUUUACUAUUUAUAUUUUUGACAACUUUUACUUUAAUUCCAGAACAUUCCUAAAGAAAAUAAUGUAAUUUUUACUCCUUACAUUUUCCCUGUAACCUAAAAGUAUUCAUUACAUGUUUAAUGCUUAGCAAGACAGGAAAAUUGUCUAAUUCACGCACUUAUCAAGAGAACAUCCCUGGUCAUCCCUACUGCCUCUGAUCUGGCAGACUCACUAAACACAAAUACUUUGUUUUGAAAUGAUGUCUGAGUGUUGGAGUGUGCACAUGGCUAUCCGCAAAUUUUAAAAACAAGAAAAUUGUGUUGUCUGAUUUGCUUAAUAUAAGACACUUUAAAUUAUUUAUACUUUUACUUUUGAUACUUAAGUAUAUUUUAGUAACUACAUUUACCUUUGAUACUUAAGUAUUUAAAACCAAAUAGUUUUAGACUUUUACUAAAGUAGUAUUUUACUGGGUGACUUUCACAUUUACUUGAGUCAUUUUCUUUUAAGGUAUCUUUACUUUUACUCAAGUAUUAAAAAUGGGUACUUUUUCCACCCCUGGUAUGACAUACUGUAGGUCUAUUACAAUGAAACGAUAUAGAAUAAUGCAUCCUAAAAGGCCUACAGAUUCCCUCAGGUACAAAUAAUAAGAACAUUAUUCACGUGAUACAGUACCUAACUGGUGCACAGGAUUUGGUUCCAAUGCAACAUUUUCAUUGUGUGUGUUAGACAAGUUGUACAUGUCAUUAAAUAGGCUACAAUUGUUAGGGAUUUUGACUUUCUUUAAAUCAAUUUAUAUGUAGCAUAGCCCAGGACUCAGGGUUUUGUCCAGGGGUUCAUGCAAGAAUUUGGGUUAGGCCUACUAAGAUUUAUGGAUUUGAAAUAAAGGGGAGUAGCUAGUUAGCCAGCUAAAUUCUUGAAAAAAGACACCACAAACACUGCUUGACAGUCUAGAGACCCAGUCCCAUGCCUAUCUUUGGCAGCAGUGGGUAGUAACGCUCUACAAGUAACAUGUACUUAAAGCUGCAAUACGUACCUUUUUGGGGUAACCCAACAAAAAAUCACAUAGAAAUGUGAGUUAUAGAUCUGUCAUUCUAUUUGAGAGCAAGUCUAAGAAUGAUAUGUCUAAGAAGCAGUAGAUCUGUUCUUUGUGAGCUAUUUCUAUGCUCCCCAUUUUUUACUUUAGUUUUUGUGUCUUUUAUUUUUGGUUUUGUCCACCAGUUUCAAACAGUUGAAAAUACAAUAUUUUUGGUUAUUGUAAAAAUAUUUCACAGCGAUUCAGAUGGUACAAUGAUUCUC